GUCGCACAAAACGGGAAAAUAGCAUCUUUAGCAUUUUUCCUGCAAGUAUUGAAGCCUCACAAAUAACUUUGGUUAAAUAAUUUAAAUCACAAUGGUUUGAUUUAUCUCAGUUUUUAUUGCAAUUAAAGAAGACGACGACUUCCUGCUUCCUGUAUAUAUGAUUAAAAUUUGCCAAUUUUAUGAGACCGUUGGUUAACGUAGCGAUAAGAGAGCGGUUAGCUGAACAUUUGAGGUGUUGUUAUUGUUAGUAUAAGUGUGCAUCUCUUUCAUUAACAAAAACCCUAAAAUACACUGAAUAACUGCAGCAAAACACUCAUACGGGAUGACUGCUGCACAGCCUGCAGCUAAAGAGUUGGAUUUAAACGAUGAGGACGAUCUUUUUGACGCUGUGUUGACUGGGUCGGUGGAUAAGGAUAAGACACUUCCAUCAACACAGAGCAAGACAGAAAUUAAAACAGACGAUAAUGCAAAGUCCAAACCAGAGACGCCGCUAAAAAGAUUAGGGGUAUACAUUGGAAAAUUCCCUUGGUGGAUAACAGAAGACGACAUAUUGCGGUUAGUCAAUAAUCUUGGGGCGCGAGAUGUGAUUGAAGUUAGAUUUGCAGAAAACAAAGUGAAUGGACUCUCCAAAGGAUUUGUUAAAGUUGUGGUGACCUCUGAGGAGUCAGUUAAAUUACUUUUGGAUAAAGUACCAAAAUGUACUCUUGGUGGUGACAGGGUUAUUUGUCGUUUUGCCAAUAACCACAACCUUUCACUGUUUGAGAACAUGGUCAAACAAAAUGUUCCAGGUUUCCCGCCACAUGCUGCUUCUUAUAACAUGAAUGAUUCAGGCUCUUCAUUUUUACCACAGAACCCAUUCGAUUCUACUGUGCCUCAACAAUUUUUACGCCCAUUUUCCAACACAGCUGGUUUUGUAGCCAACCCAUUUUUGAGCUACCCACCUCCUCCUUUACCUCAUAUGCCACCCCCAUCCCUGCUACCCUUCAUGUUCCUGAAUUUUAUGAAGCCUCCUGCCAAUCCACCUGAUGAUGAAAAUGCAAAUCUCGAAACUGCUGGCACAUCGCAGGAGGGGCAUAGCAGCAGCAUGUUGAACAGUGACGAAAAAAUGGAUCAAGGCUCUGAGGAACUAAUAAACAGGAAUAAAGCAGUUGCUAGUACUGCCAUCAGCAAGGCUGUGUCAGGAGCAACAACAGGAGACUUGAGGGUGGCUAUGGAAACACUUUUAACAGCAAUUUCAAUCAUCAAACAGUCCAGAGUAUAUCAAGAUGAUCGCUGUCAAGCCAUGGUCACCUCUCUGAAAGACUGUUUAGUGUCCAUUCAAGGAAGUUAUGGCUUCAGCAGGCACAGUGAGGAGAAAGAGCGGGAUAGACGGAAAUCGUCGAGCAAAGAAAGACGACGUUCAUCUCGGGGGGACAGAGAUCGGUCCCGAAGCAGUGAAAGAAGCCGUCGCUCCAGAGAACGCUCCAGAGAACGCUCUAGAGAACGCUCUAGAGAACGCUCCAGAGAACGCUCCAGAGAACGCGACAGACACAGGGAUCGAGAAAGAUACAGGGAUCGAGACAGUGACAGAUAUUAUUAAAACUACCAUGAGGAUUGAGUUUAUAUAAUGGAUACAAAGACACGACUUAAUUUCUUCGAUUAACAUCUGAAUGUACAUAAAGGUGAGGCUGAUCGGAAACCUACAAAGAUGUACUUUUUUUUGUUUUUUUUAAUCAUCUGCCCUCACGGUCCCUUUUAUCUAUUACAGUUGUAGCCUUGAUGCAAAGACAUCAGGUUUCAUUACUUGCAUGUUCUACACAUUUAUUGUAAUAGUUCAAUAUGCUGUUUUUUAAUUAAAUGUAACAGUCAUAAAUUG
Messenger RNA from Periophthalmus magnuspinnatus, 1855 nucleotides. RefSeq names its product cleavage and polyadenylation specificity factor subunit 6-like. Gene Ontology annotation, cellular component: mRNA cleavage and polyadenylation specificity factor complex. The transcript is spliced from 9 exons. Gene Ontology annotation, biological process: mRNA alternative polyadenylation. Lineage: Eukaryota; Metazoa; Chordata; Actinopteri; Gobiiformes; Gobiidae. Gene Ontology annotation, molecular function: mRNA binding. Bases 323 to 1579 code for a protein of 418 amino acids. The record is from RefSeq and is a predicted model, not a curated record.